AUAAACUCAUACAUUGUAAUAAUACUAGCCUCACUCAGUCAGUCCCAUUACUGCUGAAACUCUUCACUAAGAAAGACAUCACAUCCCAGACAGAGCACACCAUGGGCGUCCAGGGAUUGACCAGCUUUAUGGAGGAGAAUGGAAACAUUUUAAAAGAUGUUCACCUCAGAAACAGCAAGUUGAUCAUAGAUGGUAGUAAUCUGUUCAACUUGCUUUAUUUUGACUCAGGUUUGGAUCAGAGUCAUGGAGGGGAUUAUGAUGUUUUUGAGGACCAGGUCUGCAAGUUCUUUAAGGCUCUGAGAGACUGCGACAUUGACCCCUUUGUGAUUGUAGAUGGGGGCUCCGACUACACCGACAAAAAGUUUGAAACUCUCAAAGAACGAGCUCAAUCAAGGAUCAACACUGCCAACGACUUGUCCAUGGGGCUUCAGGGGAGAGGUGGUAUAUUACCAACCCUCAUCAAAUAUGUCUUCAAACAGAUCCUCAUCAGCCUGAAUGUGCCGUAUGCACAGUGCAUUUGUGAGGCAGACCAAGAUAUAGCCUCCCUGGCUCGAAGUUGGAACUGUCCAGUGCUGUCCAAUGACAGUGACUUUUAUAUCUUUGACAUCCAGGCAGGAUUUCUGCCUAUCUCCCAUUUUCACUGGCAGAAAGUAUCUAUGCAACGCGGGAGCUCUAUAAGAUACAUUCCCUGCAAGCAGUACACCACAACAAGCUUCUGCAGACACUUCAACAUCAACAGAAAGGUUCUCCCGGUCUUUGCCUCUGUGGCAGGAAACGACUACAUCAAGUUGCAUAACAUGGGUGUUUCCCUCAGGUGGGAAGAAUACUCAUCAAUGAAAGGAAGGUUUGCCCGCUUCAACGGCUUGCUGAAUUGGCUGACCCACUUCCAUGGGCAGAAGGAUGCCUUGGACUCUGUGCUCAGGCUCAUCAGUCAUAGUAACAACAGACAGAAAACAGGUGCUGCCCUCCAGGGCCUCUCCCUGGGCAUAGAAGAGUACCAUCUUCCCCCUAGUUGCCUGGAGUGGUUCUUCAACGAUGGAGUGGGACCAGGGCCCGGCCGUCUCCCAGAGCCUCUGAGGGUCCUUCCAGACUGGACCCUGCUGCCGUUGAUGGAAGGUAGACUUCCCUCCUGCAUGGUAGACGUGCUGCUGCUGGGAAGGAUGAUGCAGGGUGCCCAGGUCGAAGAUCCCCGCUUGCCAUGUGGGAACAACACCUCACGGUCCAUACGACAGGUACUCUACGGGCUGCUGCUGAGUGGGAGGAGAGCAGACCACAGCAGUCAGAGACCCCCAGUGGAUGACGUGGAGGAGUAUUAUAGGGAAGGCAAGAACCUGACCAGCAGCAUGGUUGAAGCCAUCUUGCCCAGUGCUGCAGAACAGAUGCAGCUAGACACUCUGCAUCAGGCUCCAAGGUCAGUGCAGCUUAAGGUGUUUUUGGAGACACUUGGUGUGUCCCAGUCCACUUUGAGUGGUGUCCCACCUCAUCUGCAUCUUCCUGUGGCUGUCACCUGCUACUGGCUGAGGCACGCCCAUCCCCCUCCAGAACUCCCUGUCCUGCAGGCCCUGCUACUAGGAUUGGUGUACGGAGAGCUCUGCAGACAGAGGAAGAGCCAAAGAGGGUUUAUGGAGGGACCAGUGUUGGAGAGGCUGAGAGGGCUGAUUCAGAGAGGUAGAAGGAGCCUAGACCUGGGUGUGGCCCACGCCUACAGCCAGUGGCAGUGCUGCCUGAAAGAAAGCCUUCACCUCAACCAACUGCUGUGCUUCCCUCUAGCCGAGCCUCAGUGUGCCUGGCUGUACAAGGGCACUCUGGUGCACCAGCUUGUGACCAAACUGAGAGGGGGGUUAACCCCGGAUUCUCUCCUGAUGGGAGACCUUGGCUCUGGACAGCUGUAUAGGGCCAUGCUGGGAGCCAUACUCAACUCCCAUGAUUCUCAUGAGGCAGCUGUCAUCCCAUUUGUGUCUGGGCUGCAGAGGGCCACACCUCCAUCCUUGACACAGCCACUGGACAAUCUGACGGCCAGUCUACACAUUCUGGCUCUGGAAUAUGAUGAUGAUGAUGGUGCUGGAGGUGGGAACAAGUCCAAGCCAGAGGAUGAUAUGGGUUGGACUUUGGUCUCAGUGCGGACCAGGCACAAGAGCAAGGACAGAUUCAACCGAUCUAGGAAUCCAGAAUUCUCCCGGAAGCAGGGGCGGAUCGGCUGGGAAUAGGGAGGGACCAUUAUAUAACUGUUUAGAUAGAGACGUUCUGCUCAACUCUUUAAUAUUUUUAUUGUUCUUAUGUGUACUGUCGUAGCUGAAUCAGAAUUAGUUAGGUAACAUUGAUAAAUAAGAUGUUUUAUUUUUUCUCAUAAUAUGCUUCUCUCAGGAAAAGUCACUUGGGGCCCAGAGAGGGGAGAGGUCAGGCUUGUCUUUUACAUGUCUGGUAAUAGGCAGAAUAUCAGAAAGGGAGAAGUCAGGGUUGAACAUUGUCUUCAUGAUGAAUAUAUCUGUUAAACCAUGUGAAGGGCUCCACUAUGUCUGUACUCCAGUCAUUCCCUCCUUUUCCCAUUGGGGGGAGGAGUAUGGCAGUGUCUGGAACCAUUGUAUGUCCCCUCUGAUGUUGAAACUUGUCUUUCAUAGUAUAUGACCUAGAGGCUCACUCCUCUCAUGGAGCUUAUCCAGGGGUGGGUUGUAUUUGAGAUGGGAGUAUCUAGAUUUGACAAUUGAUAUAUGCCAUUGGAUGAGGUAAUGUUUUGGUAAUAGGAAGUACCAAGAACGAGAAGUAGAACCUCGUCUUAGAGAGCAAACUGAACGAUAAUUUAUAGCUAAUGCUAUCUGGCUAUGGGAUACUCCUCUUUCAAGUAAUAAUAAUAAUACAUUGGUGUAUGGUUACUAUGGUAAUGAGUAUUCCAGUUAUCAUUCUCAACAAGGCUUCAUGCUGAAAUGGCUCAUUUGCUGUAGCUAUAACCCUCGGUACACAUCGGAUGCCAUCCCAAUGGACAGCAGUACAUUCCACUGUGCAUUAUCAGCCAUAAGCCUAUCAAAUUCAAGAAUCAGCCAGCAUAGUGUCUCUUGCUAAUCUGUGUUUUUAAACAGAUGAUUUAGGUGCCAUGUAAGCCUAGAUACAAUGUAAUGUAAUGACAAAGCUUUGUAUGCUUGUAAGAAUGAUGCACAAAAUGAUCACUUCAAAUGAUUGUGCUGUUUAAGCCGACUGUCACCGUUUGUACUGAUGACUGAGUAAUGUUUGUACUGAUGACUGAGUAAUGUUUUUACUGAUGACUGAGUAAUGUUUGUACUGAUGACUGAGUAAUGUUUGUACUGAUGACUGAGUAAUGUUUGUAGUGAUGACUGAGUAAUGCUUGUACUGAUGACUGAGUAAUGUUUGUAGUGAUGACUGAGUAAUGUUUGUAGUGAUGAAUGAGUAAUGUUUGUACUGAUGACUGAGUAAUGUUUGUAGUGAUGACUGAGUAAUGUUUGUAGUGAUGACUGAGUAAUGUUUGAAUGGUUUUAGACUAAUCGUUUUGGUUUGACUGCUUUACCAAUGAAAAUGGUUGGCUACUGGCAGUUCAAUGCAGUAUGAACAAAACAAGCUGAACCACAGUUUAAUUGUUUUAUAGGCCGAUAUUCUUGUCACAUGUUUUUUGUUUUGUUUAUCAGAUGAUUUAUUUUGGGGAUGUUAUUAUCAAGGAUACUCAUUUGUUAUUAUUUAGUUUUUGUCACUGAAAACAUCACUGAUGUGUCCCGAGAAAUGUGUAAUAAAUGUAUCAUCAGUCA
Oncorhynchus kisutch (coho salmon) is the source of this 3752-nucleotide messenger RNA. Its product is annotated as protein asteroid homolog 1-like. NCBI's taxonomy places the organism in Eukaryota, Metazoa, Chordata, Actinopteri, Salmoniformes, Salmonidae. The transcript is spliced from 4 exons. The record is from RefSeq and is a predicted model, not a curated record. Bases 102 to 2207 code for a protein of 701 amino acids.